UUCUUCUUCUUCUUGGUUCUCUGAAUCCCCCAAGUCCACAGCAGUUCUUACAAUGGCGGCGAGCUCUGUAAACGAAGUUCAAUCUCAAGAGAAGAAUACGAAAAGAACGAAGAAGAAGAAAGGAAUCGAGAUUGAAGGCUACCAAAUCGAAGGUCUAUCAAUCGCCGGUCAUGAAACAUGUAUCAUCCUUCCAUCUCUCAAUCUCUCCUUUGACAUUGGUAAAUGUCCGCAAAGAGCAAUCUCACAGCAAUUCCUCUUCAUCUCUCAUGGUCACAUGGAUCACAUAGGAGGAUUACCUAUGUAUGUUGCAACUCGUGGAUUAUAUAAAAUGGCACCACCAACAAUCAUUGUUCCAUCGUGUAUUAAAGAGAGUGUUGAGAAACUGUUUGAUGCACAUAGAUCUAUGGAUCAUUCAGAGUUGAAACAUAAUCUUGUUGGCUUGAAUGUGGGAGAAGAGUUUUUUGUUAGGAAGGAUCUUAAAGUUAAGGCAUUUAGAACUUAUCAUGGAAUACCAAGUCAGGGUUACAUUGUAUAUUCUAUCAGGAAGAAGCUUAAACCCGAGCUUCUUGGUACAGAUACGAAUGAACUUAAGAAAAUGAAAUUGUUAGGAGUGGAGAUUACGAAUACAACGGAAGAGCCUGAAAUUGCGUUUACUGGGGAUACAACAUCUGAUUUCAUUGUUGACGAUAGUAACAAUGAUGUGUUGAAGGCUAAGAUUCUCAUUAUGGAGAGCACAUAUGUGAGCAAUAUAGAGUCUGUCGAGAAUGCAAGAGCUUAUGGACACACUCAUUUGUCGGAGAUAGUAAACCAUGCAGACAAGUUUCAAAACAAAGCGAUUCUACUUAUUCACUUCUCAGCUCGAUAUCAAGCUGAUGAUAUUGAAAAGGUGGUUGCCACAUUGUCUCCUCCUUUGGCUGGAAGAGUUUUUAUUCUCACAGAAGGUUUCUGAAGUCUAAAAAUGUACACAAAGACAAUAAUGAUGAUGAUAGUCUUUCUUAGCUUCCUUUUUUUUGUUGAUCUUCAUCAGACCUUUUAUCAUUCCAAAAGUUAAUUUAACAUAUAUAUCAACUGUUACCCACUAAUUUAUUUCAUUUGUGUGGCAUUAAAU
Impatiens glandulifera is the source of this 1108-nucleotide messenger RNA. Its product is annotated as tRNase Z TRZ1. The transcript has 8 exons. NCBI's taxonomy places the organism in Eukaryota, Viridiplantae, Streptophyta, Magnoliopsida, Ericales, Balsaminaceae. The record is from RefSeq and is a predicted model, not a curated record. Bases 53 to 949 code for a protein of 298 amino acids.